CCGGUUACUCUGCAAUGCGGCCACUCUUUGUGCUCGAAAUGUUGUUCCGUUCUGUUGGAGUCGUACGGCGCAAACACUGUACCACGCCGUUCAAGAAUUCGUAUGGGUUUAAGCAGUAUGAGCUAUUCGCAUUUGGAGAGAAAGAGCAGUUUCCAGUCCAAUUCUUCUGUUCGGUCAGUAGGUCUUGCUUAUAGAUCGCCUCAAUGCAUUGUGUGUGGCGAGCGUCCGAAGACGACUCCACCGGUGCCUAACCUGGAAUUGGCGAUCUUUCUACGCGCUCUGAAUGCUGAAAAAAUGACCGAGCAUGAAAAUCCGGCUUAUAGAGAGAUCAUGGAUGAUGACAGGUAA
Haemonchus placei is the source of this 348-nucleotide messenger RNA. NCBI's taxonomy places the organism in Eukaryota, Metazoa, Nematoda, Chromadorea, Rhabditida, Trichostrongylidae. The record is from the annotation of a GenBank genome assembly.